AUGGGCAGACCAAAGCUCUACAAAACUACCAAAGAGCUCCGGGAAGCAAAGCGAAUGCACAGACAAGCAUACUAUGCACGAAACAAGAACACAAUUAGUACAAAAAUGAAAGCAAGAUAUCGCGCCCAGGCUAGCGCAUCUUCCACCAUCAACUCAGACCAAUCAUUCCCAGAUCAAAAACACGCUAGGGAAAAAAAUCGCCUAUUGACCUACUUAGGUGCUUCACCUCGCAAGACACUUGACGCGAUGUAUACCGACUUUCUGGAGACACACUGCUCGGACAACAUUUGUGAUGUAAUGGGGAUCGUCCAGGAGAUUUUGCGGGAGCUCAAGGAGAUCAAAGAGGAUAUUGCAAGAGCGAGAGUUACAGGCAGAAGUCUUCUGUACCUUUAUGUGUCCAUGGCUCCUCAUAAAUGGACGACAUCCGAGCAGGAGGUGUGGCUUGAACUGUGGUAUCAAAUGUUCUCUGAAAAGCAGAGCAACAAGAGUAGAAACCACAAAAAUUUCUUCGCUGACCUUUUUGAAAAAUGGUUCGAGGCAUUCCCAGAGCCUCGGCCAACUCAUAUCAUCGAACCGGGGCCAUUAACACUGGAAGAACAUAAUGAGGCAAUUGACAAACGGAAAGCCAUAAGUGUUGUUGACAUUAAAUUACAUACCAGAUUCAAAAAUAACUUCAGCGGGUCAAAGGUGGGGCGACAGGCGAAAGCGAAUGCCAGCGAUGUCUUCGAUGCUGUUGUGCGGAAGAUAACUGAAUGCGAAAAACCUACACGUAUGCUUCAGGAGCACGAAGCUUAUUCCAAGUUGUACUAUGCCGAUCGUGUUCAGAAAUCUAUCCAAGAGACGCUCAAGGUUGCGCAAGCAACACAAUCACUCACCAAUGGUCAGCGAGUAGCGCUGGUGAAAAAAGAGACUGCUGCUCUAUAUGCAGGUGAGUCUGAGGAGAUCAAGGCUAAAGUGAAGGAGUACAUACAUGCACAGAAGGAAGAGCACGGUAAGGAGAAAGCUGAGCCUUGGAGUGAUGAAGACCAGCAGCGGAAUCUUACCAAACUGGCCACUGUCGCAAACCAAUUCCUCAAAGGUCUUGCUGAUGCCACCGGUCUAUCCUUCAGCCUUCUUGUUGGGGGUCCAUCUGUUGAGUUAGGUGGACUGAUUGAUGUCUGGAGCUUCCAUGUCGGGACAAUGAAGCUGGGCAACAACCUUAGUCAAGCUUACCCAAAAUUCGAGAGCGAGAUAGCGGGACCGUUUCGAGACUAUCUAUAUUGUGUGUACCCAGAGGCCGCAGUAUUGAAGGCUCAGAAGAUGGGAGGAGCAAGCAGCUCCAGUUCAUCAUGGGGAGACGGCUUUGGCGAUGAGAAUCAAUCAUCAUCAGAUAUGAUGAACAACUUGUCCAAGCGGGAUGUAUCUUUGUCAGGCACAUUUGGAUUCCUGGACUUAUCCGAGUUUCCUUCUUUGGGGUCUCCCACAUUUCCCACUCCAAUGUCACCCUUCAGCUCAGACAAUGUUCUCUCUGGCGACAAUCAACCAAGCUGGCUGUCUGACAGCCUCGACGACUUCCUUGAGACGUUGGCACAGAAUAUGCCAAUCGGAUUUGCGAAUCCCACUGCGCACCUCCCUGGAAGUGCAGAGGAGCCCAACAGCGACAGGCCAGAUCCAUUCUCUGCGUCUUCAAUGGGAGAAGACCCCACAGAAGACUCAUGCCUUCCGUCCACCCCGUCCCACACUUCUGCUUCAGCAAAUGUUGUGAACGAGGCUCAACUGGACGCGCAUCCUCCAUCCACCCCGUCCCACGCUUCUGCUUCAGUAGAGAACGAGGCUCAACUGGAUGUGCGCCCUCCAUCCACCCCGUCCCACACUUCUGCUUCAGCAGAUGUUGUGAACGAGGCUCAACUGGAUGUGGUUCCAACAGACAAUGGGAAUGACAGCAACGGACCACGUAGAACAAGGCGCGCACACAUACCAUCAACACGAAACAUCAUCGCCAACUCAAUCGGCAAUAACUGCAAAGAGAACAUGCUAUCAACUGUGGCUUCAAAAUGCAAUGACCCUGAUUCAUCUGCUCAUGUGGGCCAGCAAGCGAAGUAA
Messenger RNA from Suillus paluster, 2082 nucleotides. RefSeq lists its product as uncharacterized. The coding region runs from base 1 to 2082 and encodes 693 amino acids. Lineage: Eukaryota; Fungi; Basidiomycota; Agaricomycetes; Boletales; Suillaceae. The record is from RefSeq and is a predicted model, not a curated record. The transcript is spliced from 11 exons.